AUAGCGAAUGUAUGCUGAUACUGUCCAGCGCCGUCCACAUUCGCUUGAUCAUACAUGUGCUUUUCUGCCUUCUUCAUAGGAGGAUCGCAUCCGACAGCCUUGGGAAAUGGUGAAGGAAGAGCAGCCCUCGUCUAUCUCUGUGAUAAUCUAAUGGCAGACCAAAGAAUGGACAUCUCCUCCACAAUGAAUGAGUUCAUGUCUCCCAGUUCCACUGACCUGAUCAGCAGCUCCAUGGGAACGCCAGGCAUGGACUACAGCCGCAAGAGGAAGGGCAGCAUCACCGACUAUCAAAUCGAUGGUUUUUCUUUUGAAUCUGAGGCUUCAUGGAUGAGAUUCCUUAUCCCAAACUCACAGCUCACACAAUACCCUGAGAGUGAACGGGACAGAAUGGAUGCAGACAAUGACAAACAACUUGAAAGGGUCGAUCUGCAGAUUAAGAAUGCAAGGGAGGCUCACAGUCAGAUAGAGAAGAGACGCAGAGACAAGAUGAACAGCUUUAUUGAUGAGCUGGCUUCAUUAGUGCCUACCUGCAACGCCAUGUCCCGCAAACUGGAUAAACUCACUGUGCUGCGCAUGGCAGUCCAGCAUAUGAAAACACUUCGAGGUGCUGCAAACCCUUAUACUGAAGCUAACUACAAGCCAGGCUUUUUAUCAGACGAUGAGCUGAAGCACUUAAUAUUAAAGGCGGCUGAUGGUUUUCUAUUCGUUGUGGGCUGUGAUCGGGGAAAGAUCCUUUUUGUGUCCGAGUCUGUCUACAAAAUUCUAAAUUACAGUCAGAAUGACCUGAUUGGCCAGAGUUUGUUUGAUUAUUUGCAUCCAAAAGACAUUGCAAAAGUCAAAGAGCAGCUCUCGUCAUCUGACACAGCACCACGGGAGAGACUCAUUGAUGCUAAAACCGGGCUGCGAGUCAGGACAGACAUUGCCCCUAGUCCCUCCAGAUUGUGCUCAGGGUCCAGACGCUCCUUCUUCUGCAGAAUGAAGUGCAACAGGUCCCUCGUCAAAAUGGAGGAAAAAGAUUUCCCCUCGACUUGCUCCAAAAAGAAUGCCGAUCGCAAGAGCUUCUGCACCAUCCACAGCACUGGCUAUCUCAAGAGCUGGCCGCCCAUUAAUAUGGGCUUAGAUGAAGACAAUGAGCCUGAUAAUGAAGGCUGUAAUCUCAGCUGCUUAGUGGCCAUUGGCCGAUUACAUCCUCAUAUUGUCCCACAACCUAUGAAUGGAGACAUCCGGGUGAAGCCGACAGAGUAUGUCUCGCGCCAUGCCAUUGAUGGGAAGUUUGUUUUUGUGGACCAAAGGGCCACGGCCAUUCUUGCUUAUCUACCUCAAGAGAUGCUGGGCACGUCUUUCUAUGAGUAUUUCCAUCAGGAUGACAUCGGACAUCUCGCUGAAUGCCAUAGACAGGUUCUGCAGAUGAGAGAGAAGAUCAACACUAACUGUUACAAUUUCAAGAUUAAAGAUGGUUCUUUUAUAACUUUAAGAAGUCGAUGGUUCAGUUUCAUGAACCCUUGGACCAAAGAAGUAGAAUACAUAGUCUCAACUAAUACAGUUGUCUCGGGCAGUUCACUUGAGGGAGCAGAGCCUCACUAUCCUCAGCUCACUGCUUCCCCUCAGAGUAUGGACAGUGUCCUUACAGCCGGUGACGGCUCAGUGAAGACUGUUCCCGGAAUCCCUGGAAGAACGAGACCCGGAGCAGGAAAGAUCGGACGCAUGAUCGCAGAGGAAGUGAUGGAGAUCCAAAGGAUAAGAGGCUCAUCCCCGUCUAGUUGUGGCUCAAGCCCCCUCAACAUCACCAACAGCACACCCCCUCCUGACACAUCGUCCACUGCGGGCAGGAAGUUUUCAAAUGCUGGAACUCCAGACAUCCCUUCUGCCGGAAUGAUGUCAGGCCAGGACAGCAUAGGAUAUCCUUACUCUGACAGCUCUGUUUUAAGUGAUCAUUCACACAUUGGUAUGGGUGACAUCACGGACGAGCCCGGUUCCAGCAGUCCCAGUAGUGAUGAGGCUGCGAUGGCGAUCAUCAUGAGCCUGCUGGAGGCGGACGCGGGCCUCGGGGGUCCAGUGGACUUCAGUGACUUACCCUGGCCGCUGUGAGAGUUCACCCAUCACACUGUACCACCGGUCACACUGUAUCCUGCAACAUAACUCCAUCCGGUUCAC
Molecule: messenger RNA, 2154 nt
Organism: Rhinichthys klamathensis goyatoka
Lineage: Eukaryota; Metazoa; Chordata; Actinopteri; Cypriniformes; Leuciscidae
Gene: bmal1b
Product: basic helix-loop-helix ARNT like 1b
Exons: 20
Coding region: 55-2088 (677 amino acids)
Biological process (GO): regulation of transcription by RNA polymerase II; circadian rhythm
Cellular component (GO): cytoplasm; nucleus; aryl hydrocarbon receptor complex
Molecular function (GO): protein dimerization activity; DNA-binding transcription factor activity, RNA polymerase II-specific; RNA polymerase II cis-regulatory region sequence-specific DNA binding
Source: RefSeq, a predicted model, not a curated record